AGUAUGGCACCACUUAUCAUUCUGCACAACCACCAUAGUGCAGCACCACUACCUGUGUUUGCUCAAAAUACCUCAAGUUUACCACUGGCUGGCGCACUUGAUUGCUGCGUAGACAACUAUUGUCGUGUAUUCCCGACCCUGCCUCGCACAUUUCACGUCCAUGGACGGUGACUUUGACUUUGGUACUUCUGUGUGGGGAGCACCCACAGACCCUCCUCACUUGUUGAACACCACGAUAGCCAGCACGUUUUCUGUACCCUCUCCCGCGUUGUCGCACGACCCGUUUGAUGAUUUCGAUGACUUUCAUACACCACCCCAGACUCAAAACCCAUCCAUUGUACAAGACGACGACUUCGGAGAUUUUGGAGACUUUGGAGAACCAGGACCAUCAGAUUCUGCUUUCGUCUUCGAGGAGGACGUUAAUUUUGAAGAAAAUGCCACGGGUGUCGAAUAUUCCCAGUCAACAUGGGAGGCAUUACAACUAGAUCCUCUACCUUCAGAGGAAGAUUUGAGACGACAGGUGGAAGACAUUUUGGGUUCGGAGUGGGCAAAGGAUCUCUCUGAGGUAACUAUAGAUGGCCACAUCAGACAGGCUGAGGGUAUUGGCCAGUUCCUUGUGGAGCCUGCGAGUCGUCAACUGUAUAACAUGCUGGUCAAUUCACCGCCCUCUACGGAACCGAUUAACUGGGUGCGGUCGCGCAUCCGACAGCAACACUUGAUUGCCUUGGGACUGCCAGUUAACCUUGACGAAAUACUGCCCCAAGCAGGGGCAAAGCCCAUGCCUCUUCUGAAUGUCUCGACAAGGCCUAUGUCUGCUCCACCCGUGGCACCGAAUAUCCUGCCACGGAGUGCACCUGCCUCGAGGGGUAACUCACGACCUGGUACGCCACGCUCGGGAACACCGCAACCCACUUUACGGAUGGGAGUUCCAGUCAUAAAACAACUUGGCCUGGGACCCAGGCCUCAACUAGAUGAAAGGAGACUGAACGAGUUACUAGACCUCGAUCCAGAGGGACUUAAUCUUUUACCCCUGGCCAAGUUGGAGAAAUACCUUUCUGAGUUGCGAUCAGAGACGACAAAUACUUCUUCACUCCUGACAUAUCUCCUACAAACACGGGAUGCCUUGCAGCAGGACUCUGAAACAUAUAACAAGUUGAUUGCAGAGCUGGUGAGUGAGGCACAGAAGACUAAACUAGGGAAAAGGACUGGGAAGCGUAGUGGUACACUAAGCUAAUAGGAUUCCACAUUGAUUGUGUCAGAUCACGUGACAUGGCGAUCACAGUAAAAACUUGUUAGCA
This is a messenger RNA of Pisolithus orientalis, 1298 nucleotides long. RefSeq lists its product as uncharacterized. Bases 161 to 1234 code for a protein of 357 amino acids. The record is from RefSeq and is a predicted model, not a curated record. Lineage: Eukaryota; Fungi; Basidiomycota; Agaricomycetes; Boletales; Pisolithaceae. The transcript has 3 exons.